AUGUAUUUCAGUUGUGAUGACACGGCAGUGGCUGUAGUAACUAGUGAUCGUGUUAUUCUAUCAUCGGAACGAAUCACAGAAAGAGCAAUUCAACGAAAACAAGGUGGAAUCAACCCAUCAGUCUGUGCUCAGCAACAUCGUCAGAAUCUCCCGAUUCUCAUUGAAAAAUGUUUAGAAGACGCUGGAACAUCACCAAAAGAUCUCGAUGCAGUGGCUGUGACAGUAACCCCAGGAUUAGUGAUUGCAUUGAAAGAAGGAAUUGCAGCUGCAAUUAGUUUUGCCAGAAAGCAUAAAUUGCCAUUAAUUCCUGUUCAUCACAUGCGAGCUCAUGCACUAUCCAUUCUUCUUGUUGACGAUUCAGUUCAGUUUCCGUUUUCCACGCUUCUUCUUUCCGGAGGUCAUGCUUUAAUUGCCGUUGCAGAAAAUGCAGAAAACUUUAAAUUGUACGGUCAAAGUGUAGGUGGAAGUCCAGGAGAAUGCAUUGACAAAGUGGCAAGACAUCUAGGCGAUUUGGAAUCUGAAUUCGAUGGAGUUCAUGCUGGAGUAGCAGUUGAAACACUGGCUUCUAGAUCCUCAGAAUUUGGUCAUCAACGAUACCCAAUAAGUUUUCCAAGCGUCGGAAAGGCAGACAUGAACUUUGAUCAAAUUAAAGGAUCUUAUCUGAAUUUGCUGGAUAAACUAAGAAGAACAGAGAAAGAGAAAGUAAACGUUUCAGACUUCUGUGCAAGUCUUCAGAAUACAGUAACCAGACAUAUCGCCAGCAAACUUCACGUCUUUUUUGAUACUUUGGAUUCUGAAAAACGACUGCCAAAACAGCUGGUUGUUGGAGGAGGUGUAGCUGCUAACGAGUACAUUUUCAAUGCAGUUUCAAAAUUGUCGUCGGCAUACGGUGUUUCUACUGUCAAAACCCCAUUGACUCUCUGCACAGACAACGCCGAAAUGAUUGCUUACACUGGGAUUCUGAUGCAUCUUAAUAGAUCCGAAUCCAUUUAUUGGAGAUCCGAAGACAUUCCAGACACAAUUUAUGCACACGCUCGCACUCCAAUUGGCCCGGACGCUUCAUCUGAAAUUCUGAAUUUCCCGCGACGAGAGCUGGUGAAUUCUACGAUUCAUGGAUCCGGUCCGAUUCGGUUUCGAAACUAUGAUAAUUUUAGAAAAGUGACCUUGUGUCGUAACUCAUAA
Messenger RNA from Caenorhabditis briggsae, 1182 nucleotides. The record is from RefSeq and is a predicted model, not a curated record. The coding region runs from base 1 to 1182 and encodes 393 amino acids. The transcript has 7 exons. Gene Ontology annotation, cellular component: mitochondrion. Gene Ontology annotation, biological process: tRNA threonylcarbamoyladenosine modification. NCBI's taxonomy places the organism in Eukaryota, Metazoa, Nematoda, Chromadorea, Rhabditida, Rhabditidae.